AUGACUUCGUUGGAUAACCGUGGCGUCUGGUCAACGUUAUUCGACUCUCACACAACAAUCCACACCCUGUAUCUCGGCACCAUUGUUGCUCAGCGCAUCCUCGAUUACACCACCUGGCGCUGUGGCUGGGCCUCUGUAUCUGAGACACUGAGCCGGAAGCCUAGUGAUACCUGGGAUACAAAGAUCUACCGACUGCUUUCGAUUCAAUUCGACCUGCCAGAAGCUGUCCUUCUCAUGGCUGGAUUGUCUCUUCUCUUGAUACCACUGUCAUUGACAGGUUCCAACAACAGUAGUGCAUGGACCCACGGGUUACUUUUUGCGCUACCGGUCCUUGGGGUGGUCUUCUUGAUGGCAUUUCUUGUUUGCGACGCACGUGUCGCCGGAGCAAUAUGGCGAAACACUCUGCUAAAUAAACUGCAGCGGUAUCUUCCCAGAGACCUGAAAAACCAGGCAAAGUCUAUCGUCGGCUCAAUUGUGGUUGCUCGAAUAUAUGCCGUCGGUACUGAAGCUCGCGACGCGAUCAAUCGCAGCUACCGAGAGUCAUAA
Penicillium canescens is the source of this 546-nucleotide messenger RNA. RefSeq names its product Siderophore iron transporter mirA. NCBI's taxonomy places the organism in Eukaryota, Fungi, Ascomycota, Eurotiomycetes, Eurotiales, Aspergillaceae. The transcript has 3 exons. Bases 1 to 546 code for a protein of 181 amino acids. The record is from RefSeq and is a predicted model, not a curated record.